AGGAGAGGAAGAAACUGAGAGCUCUUUGUUCCUUUUUUAAAUAUUUUUAUAGGUCCAGUUAGAAUGGAGAACAUGAGUGACGUGGAUUGCUCAUCUCAGAAGAUCCACAAAAAUGACUCGAUAUAUCACAUGAGCCACUCCCAGAUGCAGCCAGAGUUGCCUCCUCUGCCUGCUUCUUCUAACGAGGAACCAUCUGAACUCUAUCAGACAGUCAUGUCGCACAGCCUUUACCCACCCUUGAUGCAACGCACAUCAUGGACCCUGGCUGCACCCUUCAAAGAGCAGCACCACCACAAUGGACCCAGCAACUCCAUUGCCAACAACUACUCCUUGAUGGCCCAGGACCUGAAGCUGAAGGACCUGCUGAAGGUCUACCAGCCCGUCACCAUCAGCGUCCCCAGGGAGAAGAUUGUUCAGGGGCUGCCAUUAGCAAAUAAAAGCUCAUCAGAGCCUAACAAGAAGAAAAUGAAGUUCUCCCCCAAAGACAAAGAGGAUCUCACUGGGACGAGGUUGGCCCGCAGCACCUCAACCUCCUUACCUAUGAGGACGGAGGUGGUGACAUCUUUGACUCUCCCAGGAAGCAGACCAAUGAGUCCAGAAGAACAGAUUGAUGUGAUGUUACAGCAGGAGAUGGAAAUAGAAAGUCAAGAAACCAAACCAACUGAAUCAGACUUGGAGAGAUACUAUUACUAUUUGACCAAUGGAGUCCAGAAAGACAUGAUUGCCCCCCAGGAGGAUGAAGUGAUGGUUCGGAUUUCAAAGCUGAUUUCUAACACACUGCUGACAAGUCCCUUCCUGGAACCCCUGAUGACUGUCCUUGUGGAGGAGAAGGAAAAUGACUAUUACAGUAGCCUCAAGAAAAGCAUUGUUGAUUACAUCCUCAUGGAUCCAAUGGAGAGGAAAAGACUCUUCAUCGAGAGCAUCCCCCGAGCAUUUCCUCAAAGAGUGAUCCGGGCCCCUGUGCCCUGGCACAGUGUCUACAGGAAUGCCAAGAAGUGGAACGAGGACCAUCUGCACACAGUGAACCCCAUGAUGCUCAGCCUGAAACAGCUGUGGUUUACCGAAUUUAAAGACCUCAGGUUUGUUCGAACAGCAGAAUUACUGGCGGGAAAAUUACCUCUGCAGCCUCACGAAUAUCAGGAUGUCAUCCAGAAACACUGCAUGGAAGCACGCCAAAUUCUUCUCAACAAAUGGAUCCCCACCUGUGCCCAACUUUUUGUCUCCCAGAAGGAGCAGUGGAUCCUUUUUGCUCCCAAGAGUGACUAUGGCUCCUCUCGUCGCAUUGAGGAAUAUUUUGCUUCUGUUGCAUCCUUCAUGUCACUCCAGCUCAGGGAGUUGGUCAUUAAGUCUCUGAAGGACCUCGUUUCCUUUUUCUUGGUACACAAGGAUGGGAAUGAUUUUGAGGAGCCCUACCAAGAGAUGGAGUUCUUUAUACCUCAGCUGAUCAUGAUCAAGCUUGAAGUCAAUGAGCCCAUUAUUGCCUUUAAUCCAUCUUUUGAUGACUGCUGGGAAUUAAUACACAACUCUUUCUUGGAAAUUAUUAAGAACUCUAGGGGGAUUCCCAAGGUGGAAUCUAUCCUGUUCCCAGAGUUGAAAGGAUAUAAUCUGAUUCUUGGAACUGUUAAUGCUGAUGAAAAACUGGUUUCUGACUUUGUGGAUCAAACUUUCGAGGUAUUUCAGAAAAAUCAAGUUGGCCCCUACAAAUACUUAAAUGAAUACAAGAAGUAUGAUGACUUAUUGGAUAACACUGCAGAGCAAAACAUCACUGCGUUCCUGAAAGAAAAUCAUGAAAUUGAGGAUUUUGUGAUGAGGAUCAAUAGCAUAAAAAAGCGGAGAAAUGAAAUUGCAUCCAUGCACAUUACCGUGCCUUUGGCCAUGUUCUGCCUUGACACCAUGACCCUAAAUUAUGAUCUCUGUGAGCGAGCCCAAAAUCUUAAAGACCAUCUGAUUCAAUUCCAAGUGGAUGUAAACCGGGACACCAACACCAGCAUCUGUAAUCAGUACAGCAUCGUUGCAGACAAAGUCAGUGAGAUUCCUGUCAACACUGAGGAGCUAGUAUUCCUCAUUGAAUUCUUAAAGAAAUCCAGCGAUGUCACCGUGUUCAAACUCCGGAGGCAACUUAAAGAUGCAGCUGAACGGUUAGAGUUCCUGAUGGACUAUGCAGACUUGCCCCAAGAGGAUAUCAAACUGAACAGUACUCUGUUCCUCUGGCCAGACCAGAUUGAAGAUAUCUUUGAAAACAGCCGAAACCUUCUCCUUAGCAAGAGGGAUCAGGCAGAGAUGGACCUCAUUAAAAGAUGCUCAGAAUUUGAGGCAAAACUUGAGGGCUACAACAAGGAACUGGAAGGUUUUAGGAAACGUGAAGUGAUGACUACAGAAGAAAUGAAGAGCAAUGUUGAAAAGCUUAAUGAGCUUUCAAAGAAUCUAGAUCAAGCACUGGUGGAAUUUGAGUUGAUCAAUAAGGAGGAGGAGCUGUUGGAAAAGGAGAAGAGUACCUUCCCUCUUCUACAAAGCGUGAUGACCAACAAAGUGCCUUACGAGCAGCUGUGGACGACAGCCUACGAGUUUAGCAUCAAGUCGGAGGAAUGGAUGAACGGACCCCUCUUGUUACUGAAUGCUGAGGAAAUCGCAGAGCAAAUAGGGAAUAUGUGGAGGACGAUAUAUAAAUUGACCAAGACCUUAGCUGAUGUGCCUGCACCCAGGCGCUUAGCAGAGAAUUUGAAAAUCAAGAUUGAUAAAUUCAAGCAGCACAUCCCUAUCCUCAGCAUUUCCUGCAACCCAGGAGUGAAAGACCGGCACUGGCAGCAGAUUAGUGAGAUUGUCGGCUAUGAAGUAAAGCCCACUGAAACGACUUGCCUCUCAAAUAUGCUGGAAUUUGGAUUUGGCAAAUUCAUUGAAAAACUGGAGCCCAUUGGUGCAACUGCCAGUAAGGAAUACUCUCUGGAGAAAAACUUGGAGAAAAUGAAGUUAGACUGGGCUAACAUGACGUUCAACUUCGUGAAGUACAGGGACACCGAUACAAGCAUCUUGUGUGCAGUUGAUGACAUUCAACUGCUACUUGAUGAUCACGUGAUAAAGACCCAGACCAUGUGUGGCUCUCCAUUUGUCAAACCAAUAGAAACAGAAUGCCGGAACUGGGAAGAAAAGCUGGUUCGCGUGCAGGAAAUUUUGGAUGCCUGGUUAAAAUGCCAAGCCACCUGGCUAUACCUGGAACCAAUCUUCAGUUCAGAGGACAUCAUAGCCCAGAUGCCAGAAGAGGGCAGGAAAUUUGCCAUCGUUGAUAGUUACUGGAAAUCACUCAUGUCCCAAGCCGUGAAAGAUACCAGGGUUCUGGUGGCAGCAGACCAACCACGGAUGGCUGAGAGGCUUCAAGAAGCCAACCUUCUGUUGGAGGACAUCCAGAAGGGGCUGAAUGACUACUUGGAGAAGAAGAGACUAUUUUUCCCCAGGUUCUUCUUCCUAUCAAAUGAUGAGCUGUUGGAGAUCUUGUCAGAGACAAAGGACCCCCUCCGAGUUCAACCACACUUGAAGAAGUGCUUUGAAGGAAUUGCCAAGCUGGAGUUUACAGACAGCAUGGAGAUUGUGGGCAUGAUCAGCUCAGAAAAAGAAAUCGUUCCAUUCAAACAGAAAAUCUCCCCAGCUGAAGCCAAAGGCAUGGUGGAAAGAUGGCUCCAGCAGGUGGAACAGAUGAUGCUUGCCAGUAUGAAGGAAGUUAUUAGACUUGGGAUUGAAGCAUAUGUCCAGGUCCCUCGUAAUCACUGGGUCUUGCAGUGGCCUGGCCAGGUGGUUAUCUGUGUCUCCUCCAUCUUUUGGACCCAGGAGGUUUCCCAAGCCCUGGUUGAAAAGACCCUACCGGAUUUUCUGAAAAAGAGCAAUGAUCAGAUUGCACAGAUUGUCCAGCUGGUGCGAGGAAAACUGAGCAGUGGGGCUCGACUCACCCUUGGGGCCCUCACAGUCAUUGAUGUCCACGCUCGUGAUGUGGUCGCCAAGUUAUCUGAAGACAGUGUCUGUGACCUGAAUGAUUUCCAGUGGAUCUCCCAACUGCGCUACUACUGGGAUGCCAAGGAUGUACAGGUGAAGAUGAUCACUACAGAAGCCUUAUACGGCUAUGAGUACCUGGGAAACUCCUCCCGGCUGGUGAUUACGCCCCUCACUGACCGCUGCUACAGGACACUGAUGGGGGCUUUGAAGCUGAACCUUGGAGGAGCCCCAGAGGGUCCAGCUGGGACAGGCAAGACAGAAACCACCAAAGAUCUAGCCAGAGCUUUGGCCAAGCAGUGUGUGGUCUUCAACUGCUCAGAUGGUCUAGAUUACAAAGCCAUGGGGAAGUUCUUCAAAGGGCUGGCCCAGGCUGGAGCAUGGGCCUGCUUUGAUGAGUUCAACAGGAUUGAGGUAGAAGUGCUCUCUGUGGUAGCUCAGCAGAUUCUCAGCAUUCAACAAGCCAUUAUCCGGAAGCUAAAGACGUUCAUCUUUGAAGGCACUGAGCUCUCUCUGAACCCAACCUGUGCUGUCUUCAUCACCAUGAACCCUGGGUAUGCUGGCAGGGCUGAGCUGCCAGAUAACCUCAAGGCCUUGUUUCGGACAGUGGCCAUGAUGGUGCCAGAUUAUGCCCUCAUUGGAGAAAUCUCCCUCUACUCGAUGGGGUUUCUAGAUUCCAGAAGUCUUGCCCAGAAGAUUGUUGCAACCUACCGCCUGUGUUCAGAGCAACUUUCCUCCCAGCAUCACUAUGACUAUGGCAUGCGUGCUGUCAAGUCUGUGCUCACUGCUGCUGGCAACCUGAAGCUGAAGUAUCCAGAGGAGAAUGAGAGUGUCCUGCUGCUCCGGGCCUUGCUUGAUGUCAACCUGGCCAAGUUCUUGGCUCAAGAUGUCCCUCUAUUUCAGGGAAUUAUAUCAGAUUUGUUUCCUGGAGUUGUUCUUCCAAAGCCAGACUACGAAGUUUUUAUGGAAGUGCUGAAUGAGAACAUCAAAAAGAUGAAACUCCAGCCAGUACCUUGGUUUAUUGGAAAAAUUAUCCAGAUCUACGAGAUGAUGCUGGUAAGACAUGGCUAUAUGAUUGUCGGAGACCCCAUGGGUGGCAAGACCUGUGCUUAUAAAGUGUUGGCUGCAGCUCUGGGUGAUUUACAUGAAGCCAACCAGAUGGAGGAAUUUGCUGUGGAGUAUAAGAUCAUUAACCCCAAGGCUAUCACCUUGGGGCAGCUGUAUGGGUGCUUUGACCAAGUGAGCCAUGAGUGGACAGAUGGUGUCCUUGCCAAUGCUUUCCGGGAGCAAGCAUCUACUUCGUCUGAUGACCGCAAGUGGAUUAUAUUUGAUGGGCCAGUGGAUGCUGUUUGGAUUGAAAAUAUGAACACUGUUCUGGAUGACAAUAAAAAGCUUUGUUUAAUGAGUGGAGAGAUUAUCCAGAUGAGCUCCAAGAUGAGUCUGAUCUUCGAGCCAGCUGACCUGGAGCAGGCCUCCCCCGCCACUGUGAGCAGGUGUGGGAUGAUCUACAUGGAGCCCCAUCAGCUAGGUUGGAAGCCCCUGAAGGAUUCAUACAUGGACACCCUGCCUUCCAGUCUCACCGAGGAACACAAGGAAUUGGUCAAUGACAUGUUCAUGUGGCUUAUCCAGCCCUGCCUGGAAUUUAUUCAGCUUCAGUGUAAAUUUGUGGUCCAAACAUCUCCCAUCCACCUUGCCUUCUCAAUGAUGAGACUGUAUUCCUCUCUGCUAGAUGAAAUCAGGGAAAUAGAAGAGAAGGAAAGUGAAUUAUCUGAAAGCCUGACAAGCCAACAGAUCUUCCUCUGGCUGCAAGGUCUCUUCCUUUUUGCCUUGGUGUGGACCGUGGCCGGCACCAUCAACGCAGACAGCAGAAAGAAAUUUGAUCUGUUUUUCCGCAACCUCAUCAUGGGUAUGGAUAAUAACAACCCAAGACCCAAAAGUGUCAAACUCACCAAAAACAACAUCUUUCCAGAAAGAGGAAGCAUCUAUGAUUUUUAUUUCCUCAAGCAAGGUGGUGGACAUUGGUACACAUGGACAGAGUAUAUCACCAAAGAGGAGGAAAAUAUCCCAGCAAAUGCAAAGGUCUCAGAACUCAUCAUCCCCACAAUGGAAACAGCCCGGCAGUCCUUCUUCUUGAAAACCUACCUGGACCAUGAGAUUCCAAUGCUGUUCGUAGGACCCACGGGCACUGGCAAAUCAGUCAUCACCAACAACUUCCUUUUCCGCCUUCCCAAAAAUACUUAUCUGCCCAACUUCAUCAAUUUCUCUGCCAGAACUUCAGCCAGUCAGACCCAGGAUAUCAUCAUGUCCAAGCUGGAUCGACGGCGGAAGGGCCUUUUUGGGCCUCCCAUAGGGAAGAAAGCAGUGGUAUUUGUGGAUGACCUCAACAUGCCAGCCAAAGAGGUGUAUGGGGCCCAGCCCCCCAUUGAGCUCCUGAGGCAAUGGAUUGACCACGGUUACUGGUUUGACAAGAAGGACACAAACAAGCUGGACAUCGUUGAUGUGCUGCUUGUGACAGCCAUGGGCCCCCCUGGUGGAGGAAGAAAUGACAUUACUGGACGAUUCACUCGCCAUCUGAAUAUCAUUUCCAUCAAUGCCUUUGAGGAUGACAUUUUAACCAAGAUUUUCAGUUCAAUCGCUGACUGGCACUUUGGAAAAGGGUUUGAUGUGAUGUUCUUAAGGUAUGGAAAGUUGCUGGUACAAGCUACGAUGACAAUUUAUAAAGCUGCAAUGGAGAAUUUCUUGCCAACUCCCUCCAAGUCACACUAUGUCUUUAACCUGCGGGACUUCUCACGGGUGAUCCAAGGGGUAUUGCUCUGCCCUCACACCCACCUACAGGAUGUAGAAAAGCUUAUCCGGCUUUGGAUCCAUGAGGUUUACCGGGUCUUCUAUGACCGUCUGAUUGAUCAUGAGGACAGACAGGUCUUUUUCAACACGGUGAGGGAAACCACCUCCAAUUGCUUCAAGCAGUCUGUGGAAAAGGUCCUCGUCCACCUGUCACCCACUGGAAAGAUAGUUGAUGAUAAUAUCCGUAGCCUCUUCUUUGGAGAUUUCUUCAAGCCAGAAAGUGACAAAAAAAUCUAUGAUGAGAUCACUGACUUAAAACAGCUCACAGUGGUCAUGGAGUAUUACCUGGAAGAGUUCAACAACAUCAGCAAGGCCCCCAUGUCCUUGGUCAUGUUCAGGUUCACCAUCGAGCACAUCUCCAGGAUAUGCAGGGUCCUGAAGCAGAACAAAGGCCACUUGCUGCUGGUGGGCAUUGGGGGCAGUGGGCGGCAAAGUGCCAGCAAACUGUCCACAUUCAUGAACUCAUAUGAGCUGUGCCAGAUCGAGAUCACUAAGAGCUACUCAGGCAAUGACUGGCGAGAGGACCUGAAGAAGAUCAUGCUACAGGUCGGUGUGGCCUCCAAGAGUACUGUGUUCCUCCUCACCGAUAACCAGAUCAAGGACGAGUCAUUCAUUGAGGACAUCAACGUGCUUCUGAACACGGGAGACGUGCCCAACAUCUUCCCCGCUGACGAGAAGGCUGACCUUGUGGAGAAGAUGCAAAUGGCAGCAAGGACAGAAGGCGAGAAGAUUGAAGCCACUCCUCUUUCUAUGUAUAACUUCUUUAUUGAGAGAGUAAAAAACAACCUUCACAUUGUCCUUGCCAUGAGUCCGAUUGGGGACGCCUUCCGGAACCACCUGCGGAUGUUCCCUUCCCUGAUCAAUUGCUGCACAAUUGACUGGUUCCAGUCUUGGCCCACAGAUGCCCUGGAAUUGGUAGCCAACACAUUUCUAGAAGAUGUGGAGCUCGAUGACAAUAUUCGGAUAGAGGUCAUCUCCAUGUGCAAAUAUUUCCAGGAGAGUGUGAAAAAGCUGUCGCUUGAUUAUUAUAACACACUUCGCAGACACAACUACGUUACCCCCACCUCCUACCUCGAAUUGAUCCUAACCUUCAAGACGCUCCUGAAUAGGAAGAGGCAAGAGGUGGAUAUGAUGAGGAACCGCUACCUGACAGGCCUGCAGAAACUUGAAUUUGCCGCUUCACAGGUGGCCGUCAUGCAAGUAGAACUGACUGCCCUCCAACCCCAACUCAUUCAGACCUCUGAGGAGACCGCUAAGAUGAUGGUGAAAAUUGAAGGGGAGACGCGAGAAGCCGAUGCCAAGAAACUUCUGGUGCAAGCCGAUGAAGAAGAAGCCAAUGCUGCUGCCGCCAUUGCUCAAGGAAUCAAGAACGAAUGUGAAGGGGAUCUGGCAGAGGCAAUGCCGGCUCUGGAGGCUGCACUCGCUGCACUGGACACCCUGAACCCGGUAGACAUCUCACUGGUGAAGUCGAUGCAGAACCCACCAGGUCCUGUCAAGCUGGUCAUGGAGAGCAUCUGUGUGAUGAAGGGGCUGAGGCCAGAGAGGAAGCCGGACCCUAGUGGCAGCGGUAAAAUGACAGAAGAUUACUGGGGGGUAUCAAGAAAGAUUCUAGGAGAUCUGAAAUUCUUGGAGAGUCUUAAGACAUAUGACAAAGACAACAUCCCACCAAUGAUCAUGAAGCGGAUCCGGGAAAGGUUUAUCGAUCACCCGGAUUUCCAGCCGGCUGUUAUUAAAAAUGUGUCAUCUGCGUGUGAGGGUCUGUGCAAGUGGGUGAGGGCCAUGGAGGUGUAUGAUCGUGUGGCCAAAGUGGUAGCUCCUAAACGGGAGCGGCUGAAGGAGGCUGAGGGGAAGCUGGACACACAGAUGCAAAAACUGAACCAGAAGCGAGCAGAGCUGAAGAUGGUGGAAGGCCGCCUCCAGUCCCUGAACGAUGACUUUGAAGAGAUGAAUACCAAGAAAAAGGCGUUGGAGGAAAACAUUGAAAUCUGUUCCCAAAAGUUGAUCAGAGCAGAAAAACUGAUCAGUGGUCUUGGGGGAGAGAAGGACAGAUGGACAGAAGCUGCCCGGCAGCUGGGUGUCCGCUAUACUAACCUGACAGGGGAUGUGUUGUUGUCCUCUGGGACCGUGGCUUACCUGGGGGCCUUUACCAUGGAUUAUCGGGCUGAGUGCCAAAAGUGGUGGUUGGCCCAAUGUAAGGACAAGGUCAUCCCCGGCUCCAGUGACUUUAGUCUUAGCAACACAUUAGGAGACCUUGUAAAAAUUCGUGCCUGGCAGAUUGCUGGGCUGCCCACUGACUCCUUCUCCAUUGACAAUGGCAUCAUUGUAUCCAAUUCCAGGCGCUGGGCCUUAAUGAUUGACCCUCAGGGGCAGGCCAAUAAGUGGAUCAAGAAUAUGGAGAAAGCAAAUAGGCUGUCAGUCAUCAAGUUCUCGGAUACCAACUACGUGAGGACGCUGGAAAACGCUCUGCAGUUUGGUACCCCGGUCUUACUAGAAAAUGUUGGGGAAGAGCUGGAUGCCUUUAUUGAACCCAUCUUGCUCAAGUCCACAUUCAGACAGCAAGGGGUUGAGUACAUGAGGCUUGGUGAAAACAUCAUUGAAUAUUCCAGGGAUUUUAAGUUAUAUAUCACAACCCGUUUGAGGAACCCACAUUAUCUCCCUGAAGUCGCCGUGAAAGUCUGUCUCCUCAACUUUAUGAUCACCCCCUUGGGCCUCCAAGAUCAACUCCUUGGCAUCGUGGCUGCCAAGGAGAAGCCAGAACUGGAAGAGAAAAAGAACAAGUUGAUUGUGGAAAGUGCCAAGAACAAGAAGCAGCUAAAGGAAAUUGAAGAUAAGAUCUUGGAGGUCCUUUCCCUUUCUGAGGGCAACAUCCUUGAGGACGAGACUGCCAUCAAAAUUUUGUCCUCCUCCAAACUGCUUUCCGAAGAAAUCUCUGAGAAACAGGAAAUUGCUUCAGUGACAGAAAUGCAGAUCGACGAGACUCGGAUGGGCUACCAGCCAGUGGCUGUCCACUCUGCCACCAUCUUCUUUUGUAUCUCUGACCUGGUCCACAUUGAAACCAUGUACCAGUACUCCCUGACAUGGUUCAUAAACCUCUACGUGCACUCCCUGGCCCAUAGCAGGAGGAGCGAGGAACUAGAGCUACGAAUUGAGUACAUCAUUGAACAUUUCACUCUAAGCAUCUACAACAAUGUCUGCCGCUCUCUGUUUGAGAAGGACAAGCUGCUUUUCUCCUUCCUCUUGACGAUAGGCAUCAUGAAAGAGAAAAAGCAAAUUAACGAGGAAAUUUGGUACUUUCUUCUAACUGGAGGCGUUGCCCUGGACAACCCCUUCCCCAACCCAGUUUCCGAAUGGCUGUCUGAGAAGGCGUGGGCAGAAGUGGUUCGUGCAUCCGCGUUGCCAAAACUGAAAGGCCUCAUGGAACAUUUGGAACAAAAUGCUAAUGAAUGGAAGCUCAUCUGUGACUCAGCCUGGCCCCAUGAGGAGAUGUUCCCUGGAUCUUGGAAACUUCUUCCAGGUUUGGAGAGGAUGGCGAUUCUCCGAUGUCUGCGGCCUGACAAAAUGAUUCCAGCCAUUCGGAAGUUCGUUGCUGAACACAUGGGAAACGUAUACACUGAAGCCCCUACGUUUGAUCUCCAGGGGUCCUACAAUGAUUCCAGCUGCUGCAUACCACUGAUAUUCGUGUUGUCUCCGGGUGCAGACCCAAUGGCAGGCCUGCUGAAAUUUGCUGAUGAUCUUGGCAUGGGAGGUGCCAAAACACAGACCAUCUCCCUUGGCCAAGGCCAAGGCCCUAUUGCUGCCAAAAUGAUUAACACUGCCAUCAAAGAUGGGACCUGGGUGGUCUUACAGAACUGUCAUCUGGCCACGAGCUGGAUGCCUGCGCUGGAGAAGAUCUGUGAGGAGGUGAUUGUUCCUGAGAGCACCAAUAUGGGAUUCAGACUCUGGUUAACCAGCUAUCCAUCAGAGAAGUUUCCAGUCAGCCUCCUCCAGAAUGGGAUUAAGAUGACCAAUGAGCCCCCCAAAGGGCUCCGGGCCAACCUUUUGCGCUCUUACCUCAGUGACCCCAUCUCAGACCCCGUGUUCUUCCAAAGUUGUACAAAAGCAGUGAUGUGGCAGAAGCUGUUGUUCGGCCUUUGCUUCUUCCACGCCGUCGUUCAAGAGAGGAGAAAUUUCGGAGCCCUAGGUUGGAAUAUUCCUUAUGAAUUCAACGAAUCCGACCUGAGGAUUAGUAUGCAGCAGAUCCAGAUGUUUCUGAAUGACUACAAGGAGGUGCCGUUGGAUGCUCUGACCUACCUGACAGGGGAAUGUAAUUAUGGAGGCAGAGUGACAGAUGACAAAGACAGAAGGCUCCUGCUAUCCCUUCUGUCCACGUUCUACUGUAAGGAAAUUGAGCAGGACCAUUACUGUCUUGCUCCUGGAGACACUUACUACAUCCCUUCUCAUGGCUCCUACCAGUCCUAUAUUGAAUAUCUCAGGAACCUCCCUAUCACCACCCACCCAGAAGUGUUUGGCCUGCACGAGAAUGCUGAUAUCACCAAAGACAACCAGGAAACCAGCCAGCUGUUUCAAGGGGUGCUGCUGACCCUCCCUAGGCAGUCAGGAGGGAGUGGCAAGUCCCCUCAGGAAGUGGUUGAGGAGCUGGCCCAGGACCUACUCUCCAAGCUUCCCAAUGACUUUGACUUGGAGUUGGUCGUGAAGUCGUACCCUGUGGUCUAUGGUGAAUCUAUGAACACUGUCCUAAGGCAAGAGCUCAUCAGAUUCAACAGAUUGACCAAAGUGGUUCGCAUAAGCCUCAUCGACCUUGGCCGAGCAAUUAAAGGGCAGGUUUUGAUGUCCUCAGAGCUGGAGGAUGUAUUCAGUAGCAUGCUUGUGGGUAAAGUGCCGGCCAUGUGGAUGGCCAAGUCCUACCCAUCACUGAAGCCCCUGGGAGGCUACGUGGCUGACCUGCUAGCCCGCUUGGCCUUCUUCCAGGAAUGGAUUGACAACGGGCCGCCUGUGGUCUUUUGGAUCUCUGGAUUCUACUUUACACAGUCUUUUUUGACAGGCGUCUCUCAGAAUUACGCUCGGAAAUACGCCAUCCCCAUUGACCACAUCGGAUUUGAGUUUGAGGUAACCACACAAGAAACAGUCAUGGAGGAUAACCCAGAAGAUGGGGCCUACAUAAAAGGACUCUUCUUAGAAGGCGCCCGUUGGGAUAGGGAAACGAUGCAGAUCGGGGAGUCUCUCCCCAGAAUCCUCUAUGACCCAUUGCCCAUUAUUUGGCUGAAACCUGGGGAAAAUGCAAUGUUUCUGCAUCAGAACAUUUAUGUGUGUCCAGUCUACAAAACAAGUGCCCGAAGAGGUAUCCUCUCCACCACAGGCCACUCCACCAACUAUGUCCUAUCCAUUGAACUCCCAACCGACAGGCCCCAGAAGCACUGGGUAAACCGAGGAGUAGCCUCACUGUGCCAGCUAGAUAACUGAUGGCAUCUGUCUCAACACAGAAAAUAAAAGGAACUUCAUUCUUUUUUUUUUUUUUUUUUUUUUUUAAAGAAGGUGUUGGGGGUAGAAGUUUAGUACUUUAUUUAUUUUUGCUGUGUUGGGUCUUCGUUUCUGUGCGAGGGCUUUCUCUAGUUGUGGCAAGCGGGGGCCAGUCUUCAUUGCGUUGCGCGGGCCUCUCACUAUCGCGGCCUCUCUUGUUGCGGAGCACAGGCUCCAGAUGCGCAGGCUCAGUAGUUGUGGCUCACGGGCCUAGUUGUUCCGCGGCAUGUGGGAUCCUCCCAGACCAGGGCUCGAACCCGUGUCCCCUGCAUUAGCAGGCAGAUUCUCAACCACUGCGCCACCAGGGAAGCCCAGGAACUUCAUUCUUGACUGAAAUCUAGCUUUCCUUUUUUGAUAGUCACAUGGGAUGAUGACGAUGAUGAUGAUAACCGUUAUAUUAAUGGAGCACUUGCUAUGAGCCAGGUAUUUUAGAGCAUUCCUAUAAAGUGGGUUAUUAUCCUUAUUUUAUGGCUGCAGAAACCAUGAUAUAGAGGAAGCACUAUUUUCCAAAUCAGAUAGCUACGAAAAUAGUGGAGCCUAGAUUUGAACACAGGCAGUGGGACUCUUCAACCUAGACCUUUAGUCAUGUGGCUAAGCUGCCUGGUGGGUUUUUUUUUUUUCCCCCCAUUAUUUUGCCGUAACUGUCACUGAUCUUUAAGUGCUUCUCUCCUAGUCUAUUCACAUGGGCUAACAUUAGGGCUUCUCAUAGGUUGAAAGAUGCUUGGCCCACUUUUACUUUUUAAAGGCUCUUGAUAUAUUUAAAAUGUACUUCUCACAGCAAUCUUAUGCGGUAUUAUUGUUAUCUCCAUUUCAGUGAUGCAGAGAUGGAGGCUUAGAAAAGUAACUAGCUCAAUUUUACAGCUAACCAGCGGUAGAACUGGGACCCCAAUUCUUCUCCACUAGCCUACACAGAUGGGCAGAAAUUUCAGGAAGAAAGGAGACGCGAGAGAACCAUUAUUUGUUGCUUGCCAUGGUUUGUCCCUGGGCCUUUAGAUAUCUUGCUUGUACCUAUGUUGGAUAUGAUUGUCUCCCCCUCUAGAGGUUCAAGGAGACUAACUUGCUUACAAUUAUCCAGCUCUUUCACAUUGAAAAGCCAGGUUUUGAGCCAAGGUCUGUCUGGCUCUAGAACCUGUGCAGUUUUCACUGCUUCACGCUGCCUCCUUGCUGAGGACUUCGCUAUAUUGUGAUGUAGAAUCUUAGAAGAGAUGUGUAGUUCCAACAACCAUGUCCAAGAAAUUUCUAGUUUAUCACUGUUUCUCCCCAGGGCCAGCUGGAAGAGAAUCCUGAGGGAGAUAAAAAUCAAAUUCUUGAUAUAUUCUCAACCAACUCUCUCUUGUGGCUCUUUGGCUCUAAAUGGCUACUUCUAGGGCAUUCCCUUGGUCAGUCCAUAGAUGAGCAAAGACAUAAGGCUUUUUGGGAAUCUUAAUGUGUCUGGCCUGGCUUCCCUGCCUCUUCACUAGAAGAAAUGUCCUGACUUGGGGUCUUUGAUUUUUCUUAAAUGAAGCUUCUGAGAACCACAUAAACAUAUUCCAGAAAACUUGUUUCUUCAUGGGAAUGUGGAGCCAAUCAAAUUCUGAUUGAGGACUCUGAAUUCUGAGAUCAGCAAAUCAUCUAAUUGAUCCUAAGUGCAAAAGGGGAGUUCUCCAAAUCUUGCCUGGGGCCGAUAAAGAGACAAUGAGGUGGAGCCACUCUCUUCCAGCUCCAAGUAGGUAGCUUAAAAGCUGUUUCUCGAAGAAACAUAACUUUUUCCAAUAGAGGAAAGACAAUCAGAAUUAAUAGAUAGCUGGAACUGCCUUAUUCUCUAUUAUUCCAAAUAGAUUGCUAAGCCAUGUGAGAUGGAAAGACGGUCAGGAUCCCAAAUCCCUGAAUCUUCGACUGGCUAGGUAAGUCAGAUUGUAAGCUAUGAGGCAGUGAGAAGGUUGCUAAGAGAACUGAAUUUCUCUUACAGUUAUCUAACUCCACCUUCAGCGGCAAAAGCUGAGGGAGGCAGGGACUGUUUCGUUCCUCAGGGGUCAAGGGACAGGAUGUUCCUGUACGAUGGAUUAAAUUUUUGUAACUUAAAAAAUUUCCCUCAAUUCAAAAGAUUCCCCUAAAUUUAAGGUCAUUUUCUGUUGGGGUCCAUGUGUUAAUUAAUGUCUCUCCCCCUCACCCCCAGGAGAGAGCAGUAGGUUCUUCAGGAGUCCUGGUGAAUUAGAGGCUGGGGCCCUGGGGCAGAGAUGGCCAGAGAUCAGCUCCGUGAGAAGCUGUAGGCCCUGCCCAUAAAUACCUCAGCAGAUGACAUCAGACAAACCUUGUCGCCAAGCUAGUCCUUGCUCUUUAAAAAUCUAGGUGUUGAGUAAAUAGUUUUCAGUCCUUGUCAGCAUUGGAAGAAAAUUUCAUUGAAAGAGGGGAUGUAGGCGAUACCUUUAAAAGACCAAAGAAGGAGAUUUUAUAGGGUUGGAGAGAAAAUGAAAAGAAAAAAUUAUAAACAAAUAGGUUUCAUGGAAAGUUUGGCAGGAAAUUAUGUUUCUGUGUAAUAGAAUAUGCAUCUUUGCGAAGGAGGCUAGGCAUAUAAAAUGCACAUUUAGGGAAGAUUCCUGGCACACAGAAGGUACUUAGAGGUUAGCUAGCAUUAGAUGGACUUCCAUUUUGGAAGAGUCUGGGUAGGAAGGAUGGUUUCUAACCCCUACAGCGUAAAACAAAAAUUGCAUAUUCAAAAUCACCUUGAAUUACUUAGAAAGGGACAAUGAUGGAGACAGCAAGUCAUGUUUCACUCAGUUCAGCACAGCCAGUUUUUCCUCCAAGAACAGGUCAGUGUUUCAUUGACCACCAGAUAAAGCAGUUGGCUUGAGUUCACAGGCCUUAUAUUGCUUUAGAAAUACUUACCUUUAAACAUCAGAACCACCUCUUGGUAGGGAAAUGCUUCCACAAUGAGAUCAGAUAGGAGAGUGACUGAUGGAAUAGCAGACUGAUGUCUCCUAAUUGAAGCGAGGCUGGGGUAUGUGCUCACCGAAUGGCCAUGGAGGGGCCGACAUGCCUGCCAGCACAUGUACAUUUCUCUCUCUCCAUCAAAGGACUAUAGCUGCAUUUGUGUUAAAUAUGUACAUGCUAUAUCUCUACUGACACAGUAUGAUAUUUGCUCUCCAUGUCACUGCCAAACCCUGUAAUACUUACUUAUCCUGAGCAUGAAAAGGUAUGUUCCUGCCCACAGGAACGGGUUUUGAAAUUGAAAUAUACAUAUUUUAAAUUAGAGAAUCUGUGUGAAUCCUAAAUCUAGGUAUGGGCAGGAAGUUAUCAGCUGCUGCUUUUGAGGAUCACAAGGCCAUUCUGGAAAACAGCAGAGAGAGACCAAAAUCACUAGAGAUUUUUCUUUAUUGGUGAUUACCCAGCCCCUUUGGAGGUAAGAGGGAAGGACGCUGACAUACAAAUGAACUGCCAUGGGAAUCUCACCUGUAUCCACACAUGCAGGGGUGUAAGUCCUUUAUGUUUUGAUCUCUACUUGUCCCAUUUCAGUCUGGAUAUAAUUUGAAAGCCAGCUUAGCUCUUGUACCUCCUAAUUAUGUUAAUGUAAAAUUCUCAUAACGAAUGCAGUAUGAGUUUCUAGUGAGCCUUUCAGAUCCUAAGUGUAUCCAAAGUAAUUAUAGGCUUUAAGAUAAACUAAACAUAUGCAUUUACCUAAGACAUGAACUUUUGUGUAUGUGUCUGUCUGGGGCAGAGAUGGGUCUCAUAUACAAUUUCAGUGAAAAACCAUGAUUGAUCCAAUGAUGCGCUUUUUAAGGGGAGUUGUUUAUGUGGAAAUUGGAAGUGUCAAAAGACAACAAAGCACACACAAAAAACCCACUUUUAAGCAAAUCUAUAACUUGAAAAAAAAAGCCUAAAAA
Molecule: messenger RNA, 16199 nt
Organism: Orcinus orca (killer whale)
Lineage: Eukaryota; Metazoa; Chordata; Mammalia; Artiodactyla; Delphinidae
Gene: DNAH3
Product: dynein axonemal heavy chain 3
Exons: 61
Coding region: 64-12282 (4072 amino acids)
Biological process (GO): microtubule-based movement
Cellular component (GO): dynein complex
Molecular function (GO): dynein intermediate chain binding; minus-end-directed microtubule motor activity; dynein light intermediate chain binding
Source: RefSeq, a predicted model, not a curated record